CGGGUAAUCCUGCUUAGAAAAAAAAAGGAGUAAAAGAAAAAACGAGCCACUUGGGCAAUUGAACGUGCCCAAGUUGACGACCGAACCAGGGGAAGUCUUCUCCUACCCACAAGAACGCUCAUUCGCAUCGCCACCUUCCUCCCUCCCCCCCUCGCCAUCUCCGACCCGACUUGCGGCCAAUGGCGGACCAGCUCACCGACGACCAGAUCGCCGAAUUCAAGGAGGCUUUCAGCCUCUUCGACAAGGAUGGGGACGGUUGCAUUACCACCAAGGAGCUGGGAACUGUCAUGCGUUCCCUGGGGCAGAAUCCCACUGAGGCAGAGCUUCAAGACAUGAUCAAUGAGGUGGAUGCUGACGGCAAUGGAACAAUUGAUUUCCCUGAAUUCCUCAACCUUAUGGCCCGCAAGAUGAAGGACACUGAUUCUGAGGAAGAACUCAAGGAGGCAUUCCGUGUGUUUGACAAGGAUCAAAAUGGUUUUAUCUCUGCUGCUGAACUGCGCCAUGUCAUGACCAACCUUGGUGAGAAGUUGACUGAUGAGGAGGUUGACGAGAUGGUCCGUGAGGCUGAUGUUGAUGGUGAUGGCCAGAUCAACUAUGAUGAAUUUGUUAAAGUCAUGAUGGCCAAGUAAGUUGCAUUACCAUCUGAGGGAAGCUUCAGUAAUCAGGCCAAAAUAUUACCUAUCCAGGUGCCAUUUUGUGAGAUGGCUAUUGUAUUAAACCGAAAACAAUAUAACACUGUGCUGUGUCAUACUCCCUCCGUUCCAAAAUAUAGUGCGCCCGCGCUUCCCGAGGUCCAACUUUGACCAUAAAUUUAACCAACGAGACCAACUGCGGCGGGAGAAAAAAUUAUAUAAUUGAAAACUUCUUUCGAAUACGAAUUCACUGAUAUAAUUUUUGUUUCCGCCGCAAUCGGUCUUGGUAGUUAAAUUUACGGUCAAAGUUGAAGCACGUGGAUAGAGGAAGCACUACAUUAUGGAAUGGAGGGAGUAUGUUGUAGGCAAUGAUUGUUUGCCUUGAAGAUUUUAUAGAUCCUGCUCUGGUCUUUCUGAUUUUGUCUGUUCCGUUUUUUUAUGUUUGGUUCGUUUCAACUUUUCAAGAGUGUAGCCACAAUGUGUUAAUGAAUACUAAAUGAAUAUUUCUGUUAA
Molecule: messenger RNA, 1145 nt
Organism: Triticum urartu
Lineage: Eukaryota; Viridiplantae; Streptophyta; Magnoliopsida; Poales; Poaceae
Product: calmodulin-3
Cellular component (GO): myosin II complex
Molecular function (GO): calcium ion binding
Source: RefSeq, a predicted model, not a curated record